AUGGACGAGGAGGCCCAUACUUCUCUCGUCACGGGACGGACGCCGUGGCCUGCCGGGCUUCGCUCCCUCGAGGAGCAGAAGAAGAAAGAAGAGUUGGAGCGCGAGCAGGAGACGCGGCAGCAGCUGCAGGAGCAGAACCGCCGACAAGAGCCGCAGGAGCUCGAGGAGCAACAACAGCAGCAGCAGGGUGGCCAAGAAGAGGGACCGCUCGAGCCCCCUCCUCACAGUUCGCCCCAACCGGUACCACCGGCGCCGCAAGAGCCCAGAGACCAGGAAGAGGAUUUGCCGAGUCCCUUCGCCUGUGUUGCACAAUCUCGAACACAACGAGCAAUAUACAUCUACAGUAAACCCCGUCAGCCCUCCAUCGCCGCCGGCCGAAGCAUAGCACCUGCUGCUGCAAUGGCCAAUUUUGAGGUCAACCCCACACCCUACGUCCCCAUGGGGAUGGACAUUGAGCAGUGGGCGAGGCCUGCACGAGGAAGGAUGGUGAUCUCUGGGCACCCGCCACGACGUCAUGAACAGUACGCCAUCAUCACGCUCAUGCCGGCGCCAUAA
Messenger RNA from Sorghum bicolor (sorghum), 555 nucleotides. Its product is annotated as vacuolar protein-sorting-associated protein 36-like. The transcript is spliced from 2 exons. Bases 1 to 555 code for a protein of 184 amino acids. Lineage: Eukaryota; Viridiplantae; Streptophyta; Magnoliopsida; Poales; Poaceae. The record is from RefSeq and is a predicted model, not a curated record.